Hyposmocoma kahamanoa is the source of this 1262-nucleotide messenger RNA. Its product is annotated as enoyl-[acyl-carrier-protein] reductase, mitochondrial-like. Gene Ontology annotation, cellular component: mitochondrion. The transcript has 2 exons. Gene Ontology annotation, biological process: fatty acid metabolic process. The coding region runs from base 121 to 1224 and encodes 367 amino acids. Gene Ontology annotation, molecular function: trans-2-enoyl-CoA reductase (NADPH) activity. NCBI's taxonomy places the organism in Eukaryota, Metazoa, Arthropoda, Insecta, Lepidoptera, Cosmopterigidae. The record is from RefSeq and is a predicted model, not a curated record.
CAUAGUCAUAUUUAACCCUGACAUUGGCAGAGUCGUCGUGGAAAUCGAUGGAGCCAUUAUAAAGGAACUGGAUUGGAUUAAUAGCAUAAUAGCAAAACGUAUAGAACGUGAGAGAGACUAAUGGCUCUAUUUGCCUUCAGGAAUCGGUUAUUAUCGUCAGUCGUACACUUGAGUAGAAAGAAUGUGGAUAAAAUUUGUGAACGUCAUUUGACAUCAAAACAGCUCGUGUAUUCCGAAUUUGGAGACCCUGCCAAAGUGUUAAAAUGUCAGGAGGUUACGAUAGAGAACCUUAAGUGCCAGGAUGUCCUGGUCAGGAUGCUGGCAGCACCAAUUAAUCCGGCUGAUAUAAACACGAUUCAAGGUACAAGAAAAUAUCCAGUUAAAAUUACUCUUCCCAGCAUACCGGGAAACGAAGGUGUCGGAAUAGUAGAAGAUGUUGGACAUGAAGUUGAAAACAUACGUCCAGGAGAUAAAAUAAUAUUCACGAAAUCAGCUCUAGGUACUUGGAGGAAUAUUGCCACUUUUAAUGCGAAUUAUGUAAGGGUGAUACCAGAUUGUAUAGGUGUCGCCGAAGCUGCUAUGCUUACUGUCAACCCAUGCACCGCUUACAGAAUGUUAAAAGAUUUUGUAUCAGUCAAGGAAUGCAAACAAGUUGUAAUUCAGAAUGGUGGUAACAGUGCAGUCGGACAGAAUGUCAUACAAUUCUGUAAAGAAUGGCACGUGCCAAACAUUAGCAUAGUGAGAGCCAGACCAAAUAUUAAUGAGCUGAAAAAGGAUUUACAAAGUUUAGGGGCUACAUAUGUUUUCACCGAAGAAGAAAUACCCAAAACGACCAUUUUUAAGGAAAAACAAAUUGAAAAGCCUGUUUUAGCACUAAACUGUGUAGGAGGAAAACAGUUAUUCGGUAUAAUCAAGCAUUUACAACACUCAGGGAAGAUGGUCACCUACGGUGGCAUGUCGAAGAAACCCGUUAUCAGUCCAACAUCUGCGUUUAUUUUCAAAAAUAUUUCCUUCCAUGGUUUUUGGAUGACUCGUUGGAAUAUGCGUGCGGAUGCCAGGCAAAGAGAUCUAAUGCUAGAUGAUAUUACAAAUAUGAUCCUUGAAAAGAAACUAAAGCCACCAGUACACAAAAUGGUAAAAUUUGAUAAUUUUAAAGAGGCUUUAAAUAAUACCCUUACUUCAAAAGGUUUUACUGGUUGUAAAUACGUUUUAGAUUUUUGUUGAAUUGUUUAAGCUUAUUUGUGUAUUUUGAUUAUAAUUAU